Messenger RNA from Venustampulla echinocandica, 1017 nucleotides. RefSeq lists its product as uncharacterized. The record is from RefSeq and is a predicted model, not a curated record. NCBI's taxonomy places the organism in Eukaryota, Fungi, Ascomycota, Leotiomycetes, Helotiales, Pleuroascaceae. The transcript has 3 exons. The coding region runs from base 1 to 1017 and encodes 338 amino acids.
AUGGCUCCAUCAGCAAUGCCUGCGACAUGUGUUUCCACAGUCGCUCCUCCGUAUGGGAAAUCGAAAUCUGACAUAGACAGUUCUGAUAGUUUCAGACUAUAUUCAUCGGGUGGUACUAUCGAACCCGAAGCAAUUGGGAGUCUUCGUCCGACAUAUCUAGAUACGCCUCUCGAAGAGAUUCGAAAGCGGUACGAUGAAGACGGCUAUGUCUGGCUGAAAGGUCUUCUUCCUGCCGAUGAUGUCUGGGAGGCCCGUAAAAACUACUUUGAGUAUCUUGGUCCCACUGGAUUGAUCAAAGAGGGUUCAGAUGCUAAGGAGGGUAUUUAUUGUGGAGGAGACUGGCAUAUUUGGAUGGCACCUGGGAAGCUACGUGAAAUGCUCAAUCUUGCUGAUCAAAAUCUCGAGUAUGAGAGAAGAGUUGUCGAUGCUCAUUCUGCCUCCUGGUACUCUGCCUUUGCCAAUCAUCCAGUCUUAAAAGAAUACGUGAAGAAGUUCACUGGCUGGAAAGAUACAACCCUCCUAGAGCGUUCUAUAUUCAGACCCAACAUUCCCGGAGGAGAAACCACCCAGGUUCAUUACGACCAAAUUUUCCUCCGCGCUGGUCCAGCUACCGCCCUCACGGCCUGGGUUCCUCUCGGUGACUGCGAAAUUAACGGAGGCGGCUUGCUGUAUCUCGAGAAUUCCGUCUCACUCGGCCAAGAACUCGAAAGAGGCUUUUCUGAUGCAGCAAAAGACUUCACCGAGGAAGAACGCCUUUCGGCUUUCAACAGAAACAUGAUGGAUGGAGGCUUCCUAGAAAAGGAUUCGGGGAAGUUCUCUUCGGUGUGGGGCAGGAAAUGGCUGGCUGCAAAUUAUGAAGCUGGUGAUGUGGUUUUGCACAAUCCAUAUAAUAUCCACUGCAGUGCAAUUAACGAGACGAAUAUAAUUCGGCUCGCCACAGAUUUGAGAUUCGUCGAAUCGGGAAAGCCUUUUGAUCAGCGGUGGAUGAAGACUUGGAGUCCUGAUGAUGGACUCUAA